AUUAUUGCCGUUCUAGUUUCUGUCCACGUAUCCAUCACUGAAAGACCUCCCAAAAGCAACAAUCCUCGAUUCUACACAAAACAAUCGUUGAAUUCGCUUAAAAAUGUGAACAGCACCAUGGUCGAAGAGCGAAAGAUUAAUUACAAGUGGCUGAUUGCGGCAUUUGGGGUUUUGACUUUUGUCUUCCUACUGAGCGAAUACACAAUUUACAAACUGGAUGAAAUGCUUGAGGGGUAUGAUUCUGAAGAGCCCGUAGUAGAGAUAAAUGUUUAUCUGAGUGAAAAUUUGACGAUGGAAUUACCUGAAGAAGUUCAGGCAACAAAUGAAGCUGAGAAAGGAGUUAACUCCAGCAUCAUUAAAGCUCUCCUUGAUCCUUUAAUGAGGGGCAAAAGACAGUCCGCGAUGUUGCCUGUAAUUCCAGGAUAUGUUUGCACGGCUGAAUUAUUCAUGAAUGUGGACCCCUGCUGUCCCACACCGGUGUUUUUAAAAGAGUCAGAGCUGCAAAGCUGCAUCCGACGCAGAUUUGCGCGAUCAAUGCCAGUCGAAGAAAACUCAAAAUCAAAUGCAACAAACUCAAGCGAAUCUGAAACGGAUUAUAAUUACUUUGAUUAUCACGUGGAAGACAGCAAUGCAACUAAGGGAAGGCCCGCACCGCAGAGUGCCCAAUCUGUUUACUACAGGUGGCUACCAAUCCGGGUCUAUCAGUUCACACCAAGGAAAAACAACGCAAGAUCGCAGCAGAGGCAAAGCCAGCCAGCCACCAUCGGGCGGAAAACACCGACCAGACAAAUAUGCAUGGUGGAUUGCAUGUUCCGGACUUUGAAAUGGAUUUCCCCGGAGAACGUGCUCAACAUGGAUUUAAUGUUCACCGCAAUGACUGCGAUGGUGCCUACCUCCUGGGCUUCAUUAUUGUCGACCGCGAAAACGGAUUGCGCCAACGUCACCGCAGGAGGUGGCAUGAUUGAAAACGUCUUGGAUGCGAACAGGAAAGUCUGCCUCGUGGCACCGAUCAAACUGAUGAGGUGCAUCAAAAGGUCGCUUAUAAUGGCCUGCCCUUCAAUGCUGGACUCGGGGCCUCAGUGCACAAUGAAUACGAACGUGCUCAGACAGUGCGACGUGUUGGCCCUCUGAAUACACCAUAUCUGCAUGCUUGCGGCUGUUGAAGGAAACUGAACAAAUUAUGUACCAAAAAUUUUAUGUAAAUCUAGAUUUUAAGAGGCAAGUCUAUAUCUCGAACAAACAAAAAAUUUUCAGUUUCAAAAAUUCAAGCCACAACUUUUCAUGGUUAAACUUUAAUAAAAUUUUCAUAUUGUGUUAUUUCAGCAUCUAAGUAAAAAGUAGUAUAGGUCAAUAAAAUUUAGACUGUUGACUAUUUUACCCUGAGCUUCCAAUCGUUAUGGACCAUCAACUGCACACAAAUCAUAAAAUUGAAAGCCAUCAGAACCAUACUUAACAUCGUCUAAAAUUGUCAGAGCCUUUAAAUUCUUUUAAAAAAAUAGAAAAUUAUUAUCAUACUUAUCGGGUCCUAUUCUAGACUUGCCUUCCUUUAAUGAGGCCCGUGCGCCCUUCUUAUUCGUUCGCGAUUAUUGGGACACGGAGUUUUCGAGAAUUGUUCUGGGUUGCUUAUCUCAUAAGAGGUAAACCAAUAAAAUUAACUUGGUCUUUGCAAGAAAUUAGUUGCCUCCAGUUUAUAGGCAGCUUUUUAAUUGGAAAUUGGAGCAACUAAAUUUUUUGAUUGUGUUAACAGGCGAGAGCAGUAUUUAUUAAAAGGUUUUAGCCGUUUGCGCUGUAAUUAUUAAAUCUGUCUUUUUAGCUAUUUUAAACCUACAUUAAAAUAUCCAUAACUAAUAAAACGCUAAACUAUUGUAGAUUUUUUAUUUAUUAAACUCUUUUAAAUUUGUAUGUAUCAAAAUCGCUUCAAUUUUAUGUCAUUCAAAUAAUCAUUUAAAAUUAAUAAAUUAAAAAUCACCAAAAUUAUCCAUGUGAGAAAUAAAAUUGAAAUUUAAAAAUAAAAUUGCAUAUUUAAGUGGGCAUAGGCAUUUGAUAAUAACCCAAUUUUUAAA
Molecule: messenger RNA, 2063 nt
Organism: Cloeon dipterum
Lineage: Eukaryota; Metazoa; Arthropoda; Insecta; Ephemeroptera; Baetidae
Exons: 10
Coding region: 118-1131 (337 amino acids)
Source: RefSeq, a predicted model, not a curated record